GGAAGGAAAGACAAAAAAGGGGGAAAAAGGUAGGGUUGCGGGUGUGUUUCACUCCUUCCCUUGCAGUAUGCCAUGGGUGUGUGUUUCUUGCAUCUGCAAAGUAUAGGUUCUCUCCAUCUUCUACAAAAGAUAAGAAAGAGAAAGACAAAAAGAUGAAGUCACGUCGUGGUGGACUGGCUCCCUGCAAUGUAUGGCAUUCAUACUGUAAAACUAAUCCUAAAAAUCUUCAAUUUAAGUAAUUUCAACUGUAAAACUCAUGAUACAGGUGAAUAGUAUUAUAUCAACUAAUAUUCACACAAUUAAAUCAACAAAACAGAGGACUCUACUCACUCCUGUUACUCUUAACUCAGUGUUAUUUUUCAUAUAAGUAACAGGACUGAAAGUAACAGGAUUGAGUUUUUAAGCAAAAAUGAUGAAAUACAUGACGUAUGGCCACAUGGAGUACAUGCUAAUAGGAUGAGGACACUGAGCAAAUUCUAGUGACUUACCUAAAGUUAAUAUUUUUAAAAUAAACAAAUAACAUCAAAGAAAUAAUUUAGGUAACAGGACAGUACGUUGAGAUUGACCUUCUCAGUCAUAGUUACAAUUUCAUCAAAUAUACAGAAAUUAAAAUGAGAGAACUUCUUAUGGCCUGCAUAAGAUCCAGAUGAUGCAACUUCCUGAUGAAAAUGUGUCUUGUGGAAUGUUCCAAGUUUUUUAGAGGGGGAAAUGUGUAAGGGUAACAGGACUAAGUGAAAACCUGGGGACACGACUAAAAUGUGUAUUUUAUAUAACAUAUUAUAGAUUUCUUAUGAUUUUUUUUUUUUUGUUUAGCAUAGAUGGUAUAUGGAGUAACACAACAAUUCAAAAAUAAUAAGAUUUCUGAAAGAUUUUAAUGAUUAUAUUUCAUGAUAAAGUUUAGAUUUAGAUAGCGGGGACAUGUAACAAAUGCUAUUUUUUAGUAUUCUCAGUAGUUUUUAAUAAUGUUUUAAAUUAUAUAUUUUAAAUUUGCAGUUAGAGUAAUGUUCAGGACAUUUUGCUUAAUAAUAAAAUAUAUUUUAGAGUUCAUUUUCAUGCAUAUUUAUACAUAAAAUGUCCUGGGGACAGAAAUGGCACCGAUUCGGUGGAAUGGCCCGUUUACUGUUAGCUGCUCUCACAGUGGCAAAAAAAAAAAAAAAAAAAAAAAAAAAAUUUAGUCAACCGUUGGAAUCCACCUCACACAAUGGACAGACGAAUGUGGACAGUGUCUUUGUUGGACAUUAUUUUAAUGGAACUCUCAACUUCUCGUAUGCAUGGAUCCAAUGUUAAGACUGCAUUUAUGGAUUGCUGCUUUUUAUUAACAUCUUUUUUAACAACUUUGUAAAUCUGAUUUUUUUUUUAUUUAUUAUUUUAUUUAUUAUUUUUUAUUUAUUUAAUUUAAUUUAAUUUGUAUUAUAUUAAAUCAUCUGUUUUUGUAUUAUAUUUUUUGGAAGUCUACCAGGGGUGGGAUGGUUUGGUGUGGGUUCUAGAUUUAUCUAAUUGUAUUCUUGAAGUUCUUUGCCUUUAAAAAAAGAAGAAGAAAAAAAAAGAAAACUCAAUAAACAGUUGUUAAAAAAAUGAAUAUGAGGUUUGGACAUGAAUGCAUAUAUUGUAUAUGUACACAUGGAAAUGUCAUUGUUUUAUAUCUUUAUUUUUAUGUAUAUUGUUAUGUUGUAUGGUGUAUAGAGAAGCCAAAGACAAAUAUCCACUUGUGGACAACAAAGAAACUUUCUUUCUUUCUUGAUCACCAAAAGGGGGUGGGAUUUAGAGAUGUGUUCUGGAGGGAAAUUCAGUGAUUGGCUUGAAAUCUUAACAGGAUGUCAACCAAUGGGCGACUAGAACUUUCGCUUAAAAGCAGUACCUCGAAACCUAGUUUUUCCAUUCUUUCAACACUAUUUAAAAGAACAGUUAUAACUGAAAGUAAAAAUGAGCGGAAGAGGCAAAACCGGAGGCAAAGCAAGAGCGAAAGCCAAGACUCGCUCAUCCAGAGCAGGACUGCAGUUCCCCGUCGGCCGUGUUCACAGGCUUCUCCGCAAAGGCAACUAUGCAGAGCGCGUCGGUGCUGGUGCUCCUGUUUAUCUGGCGGCUGUGCUCGAGUAUCUUACCGCUGAGAUCCUGGAGUUGGCUGGAAAUGCCGCUCGGGACAACAAGAAGACCCGCAUCAUCCCCCGUCAUCUGCAGCUGGCGGUGCGCAACGACGAAGAGCUGAACAAACUUCUGGGCGGAGUGACCAUCGCUCAGGGCGGUGUGCUGCCCAACAUCCAGGCUGUGCUGCUGCCCAAGAAGACCGAGAAACCCGCCAAAUCCAAAUAAACGGACUCAAAUCUGCCUUAUUGAAACCCAAAGGCUCUUUUAAGAGCCAC
Ctenopharyngodon idella (grass carp) is the source of this 2360-nucleotide messenger RNA. Its product is annotated as histone H2A. NCBI's taxonomy places the organism in Eukaryota, Metazoa, Chordata, Actinopteri, Cypriniformes, Xenocyprididae. The record is from RefSeq and is a predicted model, not a curated record. The transcript has a single exon. Bases 1924 to 2310 code for a protein of 128 amino acids. Gene Ontology annotation, cellular component: nucleosome. Gene Ontology annotation, molecular function: DNA binding; protein heterodimerization activity; structural constituent of chromatin.